Messenger RNA from Aegilops tauschii subsp. strangulata, 509 nucleotides. NCBI's taxonomy places the organism in Eukaryota, Viridiplantae, Streptophyta, Magnoliopsida, Poales, Poaceae. The record is from RefSeq and is a predicted model, not a curated record.
UUAGUUAACUGAUAUGAUGUAUGACAUGGAGUUUGGAGAACUGAUGAAAGACUGGAUAGAAGAUUGGUCAGAUGAUGAAAAUUCAGAUCGUGGAGAUAGUUCAGAGAAUGGGAACGCAUUGGAAGAUCUUAAUGAAAACAAUGAGCAUGAUGAUGGUGAGGAAAACAACUCGGAGAUCUCGAAUGAAGAUUACAUUAGUCAGCUCAUUUCCGAAUGUCAUAAUGCGUACGACUAUUACGGUGAAUCCGACGCGGAGACAGGCCUUGAUAUCGAAUCAUUAGCUGCAUCUGAUUCUGGGGAGUCGCAAUCGUCGGUCAUCAUGAGUGAGGUAUGUAUGUAAUCAAUGUUGUAUGGAAGUAAUGUUAUACCAUAGAAAACUGUUUUCAUGGCUAUGUUAUGAUUGUGUAGGUGACAGAAGUUGAGGGUAAAAAGAAUGUCCAAGAUACUGCUAGUGCAGAUGAUAAGAGGGAUAUGUUCAUGCAGAUAAUACAAAUAACUUUUACGUCUCA